Molecule: messenger RNA, 30769 nt
Organism: Coregonus sp. 'balchen'
Lineage: Eukaryota; Metazoa; Chordata; Actinopteri; Salmoniformes; Salmonidae
Source: the annotation of a GenBank genome assembly
AUGUUGGGUUCUUUCCUUGACUUGUGUCUCUGUACGAUGUUCAGCAUGUUAAUCAUGUUCACCAUUCUGACCAACUGUGCUUUUAUGACUCUGAGUAACCCCCCGGACUGGGCCAAGAAUGUUGAGUAAGUAACUGGCUUAUAUUUGAGAUUUUAUUCCUGUAGGUUACUUAUUAUUGGCUGUGAUCCUAUUUAAUUGACACCUGUUUUUAUACAUUCCUUGGUAAGACAAAGAUACAAUUCUGUUUCCAGUGUGAGAAUGGAUAUUUGCUUUUGGGCUCAAGUAUUCUCAGACGUUUUUACUGUGAGAAACCAAAAGAAACUCAUUAGCAUGACAAUUAAAACAUUGGUUAUGCUCCAGUAUCCACCACAGGAGGUUGGUGGCACCUUAAUUGGGGAGGAAGGGGCUUGUGGUAAUGGCUGGAAUGGAUUACAUUUACAUUUUAGUCAUUUAGCAGACGCUCUUAUCCAGAGCGACUUACAGUUAGUGAAUACAUAUAUAUAUGUUUUAUUAUUUUUAUACUGGCCCCCCGUGGGAAACGAACCCACAACCCUGGCGUUGCAAACGCCAUGCUCUAUCAACUGAGCUACAUCCCUGCCGGCCAUUCCCUCCCCUACCCUGAACGACGCUGGGCCAAUUGUGCGCCGCCCAUUAGUCUCCCGGUCGCGGCCGGCUGCGACAGAGCCUGGAUUUGAACCAGGAUCUCUAGUGGCACAGUUAGCACUGCGAUGCAGUGCCUUAGACCACUGCGCCACUCAGGAGACCGAUUAAGUGGAAUGGUAUCAAAUAUAUCAAACACAUGUGUCAUGACUUGCCCUCAUGGGCUGAGGAUCAAAGAUGCCGGCUAGACAAAGGUUUGAACACCCCCUUUCCUGGGGGCCAGUUUUAUGACCGGUUGUAAAUUCCUUGCAGAGACUUUAUUUUCCAUGCCAUGUAGUAUUGGGAGAGGGAAUUUCCCCGUGAGACAAAGGAAGUCUUCCCGCCAAGACUCCAACAUCCAAAAGUGGAUAAUGAAACAAUAUUCCUACUUAAAAGUAUGUGGGAAAUGGUCAGUGGCGACUUAAAGAACAAUCAUGUCAAAUUCGUUACUAUGUUGUGAUGUCAUUAAAGACGGUGGAACAACAUAACUGUAUCUCUGGGGGUGUACACUUCCCAGUUAUGAGGUUUGCAUCUAAUUAUUGUAUAAAACGAAUGAUUAAGUAUAAUAAUACUUUUGUGAAGAUAACAAUGUGAUUUUAGCAUUCUAGAUGAGAUGAUUGCUUUCCGUAUUGAUUUGUUCUCAGUCAGUGGCCACGCCCAGAUGAGCACAAACAUGAUGGAACGCCCCUUUUACCCCGAGUGCAUAAAAAGCCUUGAAAAACAAAUUAACAUUAGACCAGCAGAUGUGAAGCGUAAGCUAACCGUUACAAAAUGGUUUAAAACUACAACUCCAUUACCAAAGGAAGCCCCACGGCUUAAAAUGGUUGACACUCUACAGACCAGCAGACGUGAAGCGUGAGCUAAACAUUGCAAAUGGUUGAAGUUCUACAAGACCAGCAGAUGUGAAGCGUGAGCUAAACGUUACGAAAUGGUUUAAAACUACAACUCCAUUACCAAAGGAAGACCAAGCAUACUACGGUAUAAGCCGGAUGUUGCAAAUGGUUGCUUUUCUACCAGACCAGGAAGCGUGAAGCUGAAGCUACACGUUACAAAAUGGUUAGACCAGAAAGACCAGAAAAUGUGAGACGUUAUUCCACACGUUUGAAAUGGAGAAACUCUAAAACUCUCAACCUCUACACGAGGUGAAGAAGAAGACAAUGCACUAGACCUUAUCAUCUCAGUCUGCAGCUGGCAUGUAUAGUCAUCUAGAGAACUUUUACUAAAGACACGAGUUGAGAGGGACAAUCCCUCUCAGACAACCGCUGGUACAUCUGAAGUAUCCAUUCUAACCCCCACUACGACAAGAAACUCUACCAAGGACAUUUGGAUCUCUGGUGGGCAAACCAGUCCUACAUCAUCAACUCAACUAUCGAGGACAGCUACACGUAAAUACAUGUUGCAUUUCUAAUCCGAAUGAGCGUUUAGUGGGGUUUUAAGCAUUUGUAUUUCCAUGAGCGUAGUUUCCAAAGUAACCACGAUAGUUUGAAUCUCUGUCUCUCCUGUCACGCCCUGGCUCUGGGGACUAUGUUAUGUUGAGCCAGGGUGUGUAAGUCUAUGUUUAAUUUUCUAUGUUGGGCUGAGUGACUCCCAAUCAGAGGCAACGAGUGUCAGCUGGGUGUCUCUGAUUGGGAGCCAUAUUUAACUGUUUGUCUUGCACUUUGUGUUUUGUGGUUUCUUGUUCCUUUUGGUUGUGUAUCGAAGGACUUCACGUUUCGUUCUUUGUUUUGAUCGUGUGAUCAGUCGAAUAAAUAUAAUAUGUUCACCCGCAACGCUGCGCCUUGGUCUCCCUCAUUAGACGAUCGUGACAGAAGAAACCACCUUAACCAGACCAAGCAGCGUGUUCAGGAGCCAUCGCUGGCAGAUCUCCGUGGCAACCUCGACUGGAUCAAGCAGCGGGACGAGGAGAGAGGAUGGACGUGGGAGGAGAUGAUUGCGAGUCUGGCAAGAGGGAGGAGAGACCCCCAGGAAAUUUUUAGGGGGGGGCUCACGACGUCGGGCCAGCAGGUGUACGGGUUAGAGCGGUGCAAAGCGUUGGCAGAGAAGGCCGCCAGGUUAGGGGGGCCACUGGGCACAGAGGAGAGGGAAAGUGUGGAGGCACGGCGAGAGGUACUGGGGUGUGUUACCAGUCCGGUCCGGCCCGUUCCUGAUCCCUGCGUGGGGCCAGUGGUGUGUGUCCCCAGUACGGUCCGGCCUGUUCCUGCCAUUCCCACCAAGUCAGUGGUGCGCGUCGUCAGCCCAGCCCGGCCUGUUCCUGCCAUUCCCACCAAGUCAGUGGUGCGCGUCGUCAGCCCAGCCCGGCCUGUUCCUGCCAUUCCCACCAAGUCAGUGGUGUGCGUCGACAGCCCAGCCCGGCCUGUCCCUGCUCCACGCACAAAGCCUACGGUGUGCGUCGACAGCCCAGCCCGGCCCGUUCCUGCUCUCCGCACCAAGUCUGUGGUGUGCGUCGCCAGCCCAGUCCGGCCCAUCCAAGCUUCCCGCGCCAAGCCAGUGGUGUGCGUCGUCAGUCCGGCACGGCCCGUUCCUGCUCUCCGCACCAAGUCUGUGGUGUGCGUCGCCAGCCCAGUCCGGCCCAUCCAAGCUUCCCGCACCAAGCCAGUGGUGUGCGUCGUCAGCCCUGUCCGGCCCGUUCCUGCUCUCCGCACCAAGUCUGUGGUGCGCGUCGCCAGCCCGGUCCGGCCCGUCCAAGCUCCCCGCACCGGGUCAGUGGUGUGCGUCGUCAGCCCGGUCCGGCUCAUUCCUGCUCCCCGCACCAAGUCAGGGGUGCGCUUCGUCAGCCCGGUCCGGCCCGUUCCUCCUCCACGCAUCAAGCCAGGGGUGUGCGUCGUCAGUCCAGCACAACCCGUGCCUGGGUCAUGUCCGGAGCCGGAUCCGCCGCCGAGGCGGAGUGCCCACCCGGUCCCUCCCCUGUUGUGGUUGUUUGGCGCGGCCGGAGUCCGCGCCUUUGGGGGGGGGUACUGUCACGCCCUGGCUCUGGGGACUAUGUUAUGUUGAGCCAGGGUGUGUAAGUCUAUGUUUAAUUUUCUAUGUUGGGCUGAGUGACUCCCAAUCAGAGGCAACGAGUGUCAGCUGGGUGUCUCUGAUUGGGAGCCAUAUUUAACUGUUUGUCUUGCACUUUGUGUUUUGUGGUUUCUUGUUCCUUUUGGUUGUGUAUCGAAGGACUUCACGUUUCGUUCUUUGUUUUGAUCGUGUGAUCAGUCGAAUAAAUAUAAUAUGUUCACCCGCAACGCUGCGCCUUGGUCUCCCUCAUUAGACGAUCGUGACAUCUCCCUUCCACUCUUACCCUCCUUCUACUCAAGCAUUCAUGCUAUUGUUAGUCCAGUCCACUAGGGACCUGUUUUCAUUGUAUUAUGUUAGUAAUCAAUAACCUGUGUGUGUGUGUGUGUGUGUGUUUGUAUUGUGUUAUUAUUUAGUUAGUUAGUAAAUAAAUAAUUAAGCCAAUUUGUGUAUUGCUGAUUCAUCAAUAAGGUUAGAGUUCUUGCAGGUUCAAGGAUUAUGCGACGUUCAGAAUGAGACUGAUAAGAGGUCAUUAUUUAAUAAGUGACUGUUAUCGAUAUAUAACAUAUAUAGCUUCUAAGAGUUUAAUUCGGGAGAUGGUAACUCGUUAAACAACUUCUUCCGUGGUGCCCCAAAUUCCUAAUGAGUUAAUUGUUACAUGAUUAAUUUAAUCGAGUGACAAUUAAACAUAGUUAGGUGAUUCGAUAAAUAAAUAACAGUCAUACAUUAAAAUAAGUCACGUCACGCCAUUCCAUUCGCUCUGUUCCAGCCAUUAUUAUGAGCCGGUCUCCCCUCAGCAGCCUCCACUGGAAUCCACACAAGCAUAACACUUACAAUUGUUAUGUUGGUAUUAAAAUUGGAACAGAGCCUACACUGGCACAGGAGAAAUUAUGUUGGUUUGGCCUAGCCCCGGAAAACAGGCACGAUUUUGAUUGAAGGUUUUGAUUGAAUAGGGCUGUUGUUGGUGACUUCCAUAGCAACCAUCAUAAUACCUUUCUCUCUUGGUUUGAUCAGGUACACCUUCACGGGGAUUUACACAUUCGAGUCUCUCAUUAAAAUCUUGGCGAGGGGGUUCUGUGUGGGGAAGUUCACCUUCCUCAGGGAUCCAUGGAACUGGUUGGACUUCAUGGUAAUCUCCAUGGCGUAAGUAUUACCACCGAUGUAUGUAUGACUUCUACUUCCAGCUAGGAUCAAUAGAAUAGGAUAUUAUCUAGCAUUGAUGACCAUAUCAACAACAAGCAUAUUUGAGUAUAGGACUGAUGUAAGUAUUCAUCCUAACCAGCGUAGUAUAAUUAAUUUAACACUUCACUACAAAACUGCAACUCAUGUCACUAUUCCAAAUAUCAAUAUACACUGACUGUACCAAACAUUAGGAACACCUUCCUAAUAUUCAGUUGCAAUAAGGGAUCAUAGCUUUCACCUGGAUUCACCUGUUCAGUCUAUGUCAUGGAAAGAGCAGUUGUCCUUAAUGUUUGUACACUGCCAUGUAACUGGAAGGACUGGUUUGAAUAGUGAAGUGAGGACACAGAGGUCUGUCAGGACACAGAGGUCUGUCAGGACACAGAGGUCUGUCAGGACACAGAGUGCCACUAUUCUCAACCCUCUAGACCAGUGGCAUUCAAACAAUUUUUUUUGGCAGAAUUUCUGCAGACCCUGUUUUUUUUGUUCUCAUGGCCCCACCACACCCCAAAUCUAAUGGCACAACCUUAAAUUGUUACAUUUCUAUUUUUACAUCAACAAAUAACAAUCAAUUCAUUACAUUUUAAUAUCCCUUCAAAAUGAAAAGAAACCAAUAUAGUGCAUUUUAUUGAAUUAAUUAAACUGUGAAAGUGUGUACUUUACAUGUAUUCAUAUGCGCGUGUGUGUGUACCUGCGUCUGUACAUGUGCGCGUGUGUGCGUGCACUUGCAAGUAUGUCGGGGUACAAUGCUGAUUUUUAACUGUGCAUUUAAUCCUGCAGGUAUGUAACAGAGUUUGUAAACCUAGGCAAUGUUUCAGCUCUGCGCACUUUCAGAGUAUUGCGAGCUUUGAAAACUAUCUCGGUAAUUCCAGGUAAGAGCCUGUGCCUGCUCUCUAACCCGUCAGCCACGGUGUCUUUUGUUUGUGAUGUUUGUCGACCCCCCCUUCCCCCCCAACCCCUUGGUUGUCAUGGUGUGUGGGCGUGUGCGUGUCCUGUGUGUGUGUAUGACUUCCCCCUUCCCUCGCUCCUCCUCCCUCCCCCAAACCUCCCCCCCGCUGCCUUCCCUUACAGAUAUGUGACAGAGUUUGUGGACCUGGGUAAUGUCUCGGCCCUCAGAACCUUCAGGGUUCUCCGAGCCCUCAAAACUAUAUCAGUCAUCCCAGGUGAGAGAGCCCAGGUCAAAGGUCAGAGGUUAAAUUUUAAAUGCUUAAAUGCUAGCAACAAGGCUAAAAGCUAACGGCUAAUGGCUAAUUCACUCCAUUUGAGAUACAGUAACUGUUCAUCUCACGUUAGCUUAGCCUACCGGUGUUGCCUCUGUCACGCUGCCUUUCCACAGGCCAGUAAAAGCAGGAAUCCGGGCCCACUCCAUCGAGAUGGAAAAGAUUCCACGCUUUUAGACACAUUACGUUACUUUCACUUUCUUUGUUAUCUUGCCCUUUGGGGAAAUUAGGUCAAAUAUUUAUGAUUUGUUUGCUUUUUUAUGCAUGAGACAUUGCGAAAGCCAAUUUGUGUGGUGAGCAUUUGUGUCUAGGGUUCCCCCUCCCUCCUUGUUCUAUGUUGCAUGUAUGUCUUGUUCACUGUAUAUGGUGGUUGAUGACUGGGGUUGUGCUAGAGUGAUGCUAGGCAAUGCCAUGACAGACACUCUCACAAAGUUGUCAUCUCUCGGUUUCAUGGACGAACCAAUCACAUCAUUGGCCCCAUGAAUAGUGGGGGUCUCUAACCUCAGCCUACAUCAGCCCACUUUCUGUCACUAAAACCCCAACACACUUGGUCCCUAUCAAACUGAAUGAUUGCAAUUUAUCCAUUACGUCAUUAUUACAUUGCUGGACAGAUCACUAAGUAAUGAUAUGAAUAUGAUACAAUAUUUGUAGUGAUCUGAGUCUAUUCAAAAAGAGAAUUGGAUAAUCAACAAACAUUAGACUUUCUGUGUAGACAGUUUGCCAGGGGCUAAUCUGGGUGUUUUGAACUGGGUUAACACCAACAACACCAUCUCUUUGGAGAGAUCCAUGAGGAAAAGUGAUCAGUCUCUACCUCAACCGGCUCCUGUAUGAAUGCCAUACAGAAACCUGACAUAUGGAUCUCCUAUGCUGCUUGCUAGCUAUCAUUGGGGGCUGAAGCAUUUCUAUAUACCUUAGGAUUUCUAUACUAUAUUUAGAAACUGUAUUAUGUAUCUAUUCAAUAAACAAGUUGGAGCUGGUAACCAGGACUGUGUGUGGUCCCUACCUUACAGGCCUAAAGACCAUCGUGGGCGCUCUGAUCCAGUCGGUCAAGAAGCUCUCCGAUGUCAUGAUCCUCACCGUUUUCUGUCUCAGCGUCUUCGCCCUGAUUGGCCUGCAGCUCUUUAUGGGCAACCUGAGGCAGAAGUGCAUCCGCAACCUCGUCAACGCCACGACCUCCGACGACCUCCUGAACAUAACUCUGGGAACUCUAGACUUAAACGGAACUGAUUUCAACGGUACUGAUUUCAACGGCACUGAUUUCAACGGCACUGAUUUCAACGUCACUAGCUCCUUCGACUGGACCGAGUACAUCAACGAUGAGAGUAAGCUAAGAGCUUGUUUUGUCUGCAGGGGCACCGGGGUAAUGAGGGUCAAGUUCUAUACCUCAGGCAGUAUCUGAGUCACACUACUCAGACCGACUUCAUAUUCUGUGUAAUAAAACCAGCCAGCCCAUGCCCUGACCACUUUCUAUGAAGCAGCGUGAUAAAGAGUGACAGCGAUUGGCCGGGAGGAGGGGGCAAAUGCAAGCAGUGCCUGGUGGGGAAAUUGUGGCAAACGUAGCACCCCCCCAGCUCCAUACCCUCCUCCCACUUGUCUGGAGAGAGAGAGAGAGAGAGAGAGAGAGAGAGAGAGAGAGAGAGAGAGAGAGAGAGACGAGAGAGAGAGAGAGAUGAGAGAGAGAGAGAGAGAGCUGAUACUAAGCUCUCUCGAGAUAUCUACUCUAGAGAUAGAGAAGAGCUAAGACCUCUCGCUUCCUCUCUUCUCGCUGCACUCCUUUUCCCCUCUCUCGCUAUUUUAUCUUUCUCUUUCUCUUCUAUAUAUAAACACUUUCUAAUCUCUAUAUAUAUAUAUAUUUAUAUAUACAGUAUAAUGAUAAUAACAAUUAUUUUAAUGAAGUGCUUUUUAUUUAUUUCACUCAGAGUCACCCCAGAUUGUUUGCUUAAUUCAUAAAUCAGAAUACUGUAUAAACUUGAAAACCCAUUAAGAUGAUUUGCUCAGUGUCAGUCCUUUUAAUCCCGUUUCAAACCUCCCUCCCCUCUUUCCUUCCUCCCUCCCUCCCUCCUUUCCUCCUGCACUCCUCAACAUAUUGAGUGAUUGUUCCUCUCUCUGUUCUUCAUUCUAGGUAAUUACUAUUACCUCUCCAACCGAAGGGACGCCCUCCUCUGUGGGAACGGCAGUGGAGCCGGGUGAGACUUGACAACAAGUUUUAUUUAUAUAGCCAAUUACAUUCACCGACACAGCCUCAACACGCAUACGGAAUUACUGAGCACGAUUACAUGCACACAAUAAAUACAAUUAUUGUGCACUGUCAGAUUCAUAUAAUAGUUUGUUUAAAACCUUUACAUGCUUUGCAAGAAGAACGAUUUACCUAAUAAUCGUGUUUACAUGGACACAUCUGAAAUCAGGCCAUUGAUACAUUUUAAUAAAUGCAGAAAAUCAGCAAUCAAAAUAAACAUUCUACCCCAGUGAACAUGUUAUUUUUGCGAAGACUAUUUGAUUCUGAGUUUGGACAUAUGACGGUUUGUAUGUGGAAACUAUUUCUAAGAUGCAUACUUUCAGUUUUUCCGAACUCACUUCACUCACGCAUAAGAGGGAGGCUCGCGCUACCGGUGCAGACACAUGCGCAGAUCAAAUAAAUCGCUGUAACUCCUAUUAAGGUUUUUACAUGUCCUAAUAAUUGGAAAGAUUGCUCAGAAAUCCAGGUGUUUAAUCGGCGUAUGCUUACUUCGAUUAUGACCUUAAGAUAAGCAGAGUAAGGUGUUUACAUGACUAAUGCCAUACUCUGCCUUCUGCCAUAAUCAGUUUAAUAUUGAAUUAUUAGUGUGCAUGUAAGCGUACUCACUUGUUUCCUCAACACUUAGGCAUUGAAGAAAGUCUAACUAGAAUAGAGCACUUGGCGCUAAUACAAGAGAGUGGAGAGGACUAUACUAUUUCAGCAGAAUUUAGUUGGUUAAGUUGAUGCAGUCAAGUCAGUCGAAUAAAAACAAGUGCUACUUACUGUGGAUAGUGUUAAUGUAGUCAGGCUGAUCUAAUAAAAUGAAAUCAUAUUCAGUGUAAGUGCAGUCAAGUCGAUCUAAUGAAAACCAGUGCUGCUCAGUGGACACUGUAAAUAUCCACUGUAUUGCUCUGUACUGUACAAGCAGUCUGUGGCUGUGGUUUAGUGACCUGUGUGUAUACAGUUGGGCUCCACCACGUUUGCUGACCUGUGUGUUGUGUAUGGGGGUCUCCACCACAGGUUGUGUCCAGAGGGGUUCACGUGCAUCAAGGCGGGCAGGAACCCAGACUACGACUACACCAGCUUCGACUCGUUUGGCUGGGCCUUCCUGUCCCUGUUCAGACUCAUGACCCAGGACUUCUGGGAAAACCUUUACCAACAGGUGGGCCAAAGCUAUUAGUUAGAAACAAAAUGGCCGCUCACUGUUUGCUGAUUUGAUAUAUUUGAUCCCCUUUUAGUGCUUUAUCAUUGAAAAUAACAGUGAAACAACUCAGGAAUACUGGUGAAGAAAAUAAAAACAAUUCUCCCACUCCUCUCUCUCCUCUUCUCUCUCUCUCCCCUUCCCUCCCGCUCUCCUCCCCUCUCUCUCUCUCUCUCCUCCUUCUCUCUCCCUCUCUCUCUCUCUCUCUCUCCUCCUAUCUCUCUCUCUUCUCCUCUCGCCUACUCCUCUCUCUUCCCUCUUCCCCCCUCCUCUCCUCCCCCUCUUCUCUCUCCCUCCCCUCCUCUCUCUCUCCCUCCCCUCCCUCCUGUUUCUCCCUCUCUCCUAUCUGCUCCUCCCUUCUCUCUCUCUCUCUCUUCUCCUUCUCUCAUCUCCUCUCUCCCUCUCUCUCUGUCUCCCCCCUCCUCUCCCUGCCUCCGUCCCCCCCCCCCUCCCAAUCCCUCCCUCCUAGACCCUGCGAGCCGCGGGGAAGCCCUACAUGAUCUUCUUUGUGUUGGUGAUCUUCCUGGGUUCCUUCUACCUGGUCAACCUGAUCCUGGCUGUGGUGGCCAUGGCCUACGAUGAGCAGAACCAGGCCACCAUAGAGGAGGCAGCCCAGAAGGAGCAGGAGUUCCAGGCCAUGCUGGAGCAGCUCAAGAGACAACAGGAGGAGGCAUUGGUAAUGUCUGAUUUCUGAUUGUGUAUUUGCAUCGCAAAGUUGGACUUUUUUAACAUUUGCAUUUGAGUCAUUAUCCAGAGCGACUUACAGUAGUGAGUGCAUACAGCCAAAGUCCUCCCUGUCUUUCCCUUCCCUGGCCUCUAUUGCCCUUCCUUUCUCAAAUCCAUAAUCCUCUCUUGCAUAAGUAUGUCUUGGUGCUUGCUUGGUGUCAAGCUUCUACAGACAAGGGUGCUCCAUUACUAUGGAAACAAGAGGUAGCUAGAGAAGGAAUAAUUACUCUCCAGUAUUGGUAGUACAGUAUUAGCUUCCAUGGAGGGAGGGAGGUUCCCUCUCCAUCUGCUUCACAUCAUUUCUUAUUUACAAUAACAGCUUGACCAAGAGACCAGUAAUGCAAUAAUAACAAAAACAUGGAUAUCACAAGAUUUUAUAUAACGAGUAAAAGCAUGGUUGCUUUUGAAAAAUGAAUGAUAUUUUGGCUCCCAUGCUUUUUGUUGUUGUAAAUGAAUCCACAGUGAUUUGGGUUAUGCAGGGCUUGUUAUUAUUUCAAAGAGCAAUCGGGCUGUUGACUUGCUUCAAGAACAAAUAACCUUUUAGUCUUUACCAAUUUCGUUAAGAAAACUGUCUGUUUGUGGGACAAAACACAGGCCUCCAUUUUUAGAAGUUCUUUGAAGCUGAUAUGGGUAUUUGUGCUGCCUGCCGCUCUGCUCUGUGCUCUGUCCACCAAAGACGGGUGCCGGUUGCCGUGACAACUGUGCUUGUUUGUGAUUGGCUGGCAGGUUGCCGCGGCAGCAGCCACAGAGAGCCACGGAGAGUACAGCGGGAGAGAGGGGCCCUCCUCAGAAACCUCCACGGGGACCUCCAAACUCAGCUCGAAGAGCGCCAAGGAGAGACGGAACCGACAGAAGAAGAGAAAACAGAGGGAGGAGGAAGAGAGGGGCGAGCACGAGACGUUCCACAAGUCAGAGUCGGAGGACAGUAUCAAGAGGUUAAGCUUCCGGUUUUCGAUAGAUGCCAACCGGCUGUCCUACGAGAAGAGAUGCUCCUCACCCAACCAGGUGAGCACACAGUGAGGGGAAGGGUCAUCAUCGUCAUCAACGUCAUUGUCUUAGUCACCAUUGUCCUCAUUACCAUCAUCUUCCUCAUCACUCCACUGAGCAGCGUGUCCACUGAGUCACUCCAAUCAUGCUGAUCUCUCUUCUUCCGUAUCAUCGUCUCCAUCACCUCCAUCCGCCUCCUCCUCCUCUUUUUUAGUACUGAUACCUUUCUCUUCCCCUCCUCCCUCCCCUCUCUCGCCUCCCUUUCCCUCUCCACCAGUCUCUCCUCAGUAUCCGCGGCUCCCUCUUCUCCCCAAGGAGGAACAGCCGAGCCAGCCUGUUUAGCUUCAGAGGCCACGCCCGCGACGUGGUCUCCGAGAACGACUUCGCCGACGACGAGCAAAGCACGUUCGAGGACACCGACAGCCGCCGCGGCUCCCUGUUCGUGCCUUGCCGUAUCGAGCGCCGCUGCAGCACGGUCAGUCAGACUAGCCUGGCCCCUCAGCGCGUCCUGCUGCCCGCCAACGGCAAGAUGCACUGCACCGUGGACUGUAACGGCGUCGUCUCGCUAGUGGGAGGGACCUCAGUGCCCACCUCGCCUGUAGGACUGCUCCUGCCUGAGGUGAGCUUUCGUUUUUAUCAGUCCAGGCUCCAAAUAGUAUUCCAUUUCUUUUGAUUGAGCCAGAUGACCGGGUUUGCACUUUUGGGAUUAUUCCAUUGGUUCCAUUGCCCAGCUAAAGUAUUUGACAGAAAAUAAAUACUAUUUGAAAUGAACCCAACAUGGUUGGUAUAGUAAUGGAGUCCCUUGCAGGCCACCUAAUCCAUACACUGAAUAACUCUUCCAAAUGUUUCUUGGUCUCCAGGGAACUACCACUGACUCUGAGAUGAGGCUGAAGAAGAGGAGGUCUCGACAGGCUUCCAUGGUCUAUCUAGAUGAGCCAGACAGAGCCAGAGCCAGAGCUAUGAGUGUGGCCAGUAUUCUCACCAACACCAUGGAGGGUUGGUGUCACACCAAGUUCUUACAUAAUGUUAUUAUACCAAACCAAUGAAUCAAAGAUCUUGAAGACCCAUAGCCUACAACAACCAUUGUAAUGUGUAUGCCAUCAAUAAAGUGUCCUCCUUAGCAUUAGAAAAGCUUGAUAGCACUUUCCUGAAAGUCAACUACAGUUGAAGUCGGAAGUUUACAUACACCUUAGCCAAAUACAUUUAAACUCAGUUUUUCACAAUUCCUGACAUUUAAUCCUAGUAAAAAUUCCCUGUCUUAGGUCAGUUAGGAUCACCACUUUAUUUUAAGAAUGUGAAAUGUCAGAAUAAUAGUAGACAGAAUGAUUUAUUUCAGCUUUUAUUUCUUUCAUCACAUUCCCAGUGGGUCAGAAGUUUACAUACACUCAAUUAGUAUUUGGUAGCAUUGCCUUUAAAUUAUUUAACUUGGGUCAAACGUUUCGGGUAGCCUUCUACAAGCUUCCCACAAUAAGUUGGGUAAAUUUUGGCCCAUUCCUCCUGACAGAGCUGGUGUAACUGAGUCAGGUUUGUAGGCCUCCUUGCUCGCACAUGCUUUUUCAGUUCUGCCCACAUAUUUUCUAUAGGAUUGAGGUCAGGGCUUUGUGAUGGCCACUCCAAUCCCUUGACUUUGUUGUCCUUAAGCCAUUUUGCCACAACUUUGGAAGUAUGCUUGGGGUCAUUGUCCAUUUGGAAGACCCAUUUGCGACCAAGCUUUAACUUCCUGACUGAUGUCUUGAGAUGUUGCUUCAAUAUAUCCACAUAAUUUUCCAUCCUCAUGAUGCCAUCUAUUUUGUGAAGUGCACCAGUCCCUCCUGCAGCAAAGCACCCCCACAGCAUGAUGCUCCCACCCCCAUGCUUCACGGUUGGGAUGGUGCUCUUCAGCUUGCAAGGCUACCCCUUUUUCCUCCAAACAUAACGAUGGUCAUUAUGGCCAAACAGUUAUAUUUUUGUUUCAUCAGACCAGAGAACAUUUCUCCAAAAAGUACGAUCUUUGUCCCCAUGUGCAGUUGCAAACCGUAGUCUGGCUUUUUUAUGGUGGUUUUGGAGCAGUGACUUCUUCCUUGCUGAGCGGCCUUUCAGGUUAUGUCGAUAUAGGACUCGCUUUACUAUCGAUAUAGAUACUUUUGUACCUGUUUUCUCCGGCAUCUUCACAAGGUCCUUUGCUGAUGUUCUGGGAUUGAUUUGCACUUUUCUCACCAAAGUACGUUCAUCUCUAGGAGACAGAACACGUCUCCUUCCUGAGCGGUCUGACGGCUGCGUGGUCCAUGGUGUUUAUACUUGCAUACUAUUUGUAAAGAUGAACGUGGUACCUUCAGGCGUUUGGAAAUUGCUCCCAAGCAUGAACCAGACUUGUGGAGGUCUACACAUUUUUUUCUGAGGUCUUGGUUGAUUUAUUUUGAUUUUCGCAUGAUGUCAAGCAAAGAGGCACUGAGUUUGAAGGUAGGCCUUGAAAUACAUCCACAGGUACACUUCUGACCCACUGGAAUUGUGAUACAGUGAAUUAUAAGUGAAAGAAUCUGUCUUUAAACAAUUGUUGGAAAAAUUACUUGUGUCAUGCACAAAGUAGAUGUCCUAACCGACUUGCCAAAACUAUAGUUGGUUAACAUGAAAUUUAUGGAGUGGUUGAAAAACUAGUUUUAAUGACUCCAACCUAAGUGUAUGUAAACUUCCGACUUCAACUGUAUAUGAUAUUUUAUACUUGUUAUACAUGCUUAUAACAAGUCAUAAUGCCUUAUAGCCAAAAUGUGGACAUGUAUACAUGCCAACAGGUGGCAGGUAGCCUAGCAUUUAAAAGCGUUGAGCCAGUAACCGAAAGUUCGCUGGUUCAAAUCCCUGAGGCGACUAGGUGAAAAAUCUGUCUGUGCCCUUGAGCAAAGCAUUUAACCUUAAUUGCUCCUGUAUGUCGCUAUGGAUAAGAGCAUCUAAAAUAUAACUAAAAUGUUUUUAAAAAAUAACAAAUUAAAAGGACAUUAUAAAGUGUCACCAAAAUAUGUCUGUUUUAACCCUUUCCAGAGCUUGAAGAGUCCAGGCAGAAGUGUCCACCAUGCUGGUAUAAGUUUGCCAACACCUAUCUGAUCUGGGACUGCUGUCCUAUGUGGUUGAGUUUCAAGGGUAUCGUCAACACGGUGGUGAUGGACCCCUUCGUGGACCUGGCCAUCACCGUCUGUAUCGUCCUCAACACUCUCUUCAUGGCAAUGGAACAUUAUCCCAUGACCAAGGAGUUCAAUGAUGUCCUCUCUGUCGGGAACUUGGUAAGUGUUCGAUAUUAUUAAGGUAAACUUGCAAGGCUUUUCUGUUAAAGAGAGACUGUUACUGGGGUGGAUUUCUCCCCUAACCGGCCAUUUCUAAUUGGACAUUUUUUUCUUCACACAAUACAUCUAUUUAUAUAUUUUUUACUCCCAAACCCUCCACUCAGCAGUCUGCUAGCAGAUUUAAAAUGUAUGGUGAAAAAGAGACACAGAUAAAUAAAUACCUUACAUAGUACAUCUAUUGAACAAUACUUCACAAUACAUACAUCAGAAAUAGUUACAAAUGAUAGAGAUCCAUUCAUGGAUGUACAGGUCUGUUGGAUAAGAGUUCCGAAAUAUCCGUUGCUGCUUUUUUCAUUGCAAAAGUAUUUUUAAGGACAAUCUCUUGCACCUGAUAUAGCUUUUUCCUCAAAGUCACAUGUGCUACCUUCCAAAUCCCCAUCCUGUUAUUUUUCACAGUUUCAGCCACCAAGUUGGCCACAUACUAUUUAAACUGUUUAUAUCCACUAUCCAUAGGGCCAAAUAUGUAUGCCUAGCCAAGCUUAACCCACACACUACCCACACAACCAUUAACACUCAUUCUAUGGAAAUAUUUCUAACCGUGCUCAAAUCUAACUAAUGUCUCUGUCUCUGGCUCUAUGUAGGUGUUCACAGGCAUCUUCACGGCUGAGAUGUGUUUCAAGCUAAUCGCUCUGGACCCCUACUAUUACUUUCAACAGGGAUGGAACAUAUUUGACGGCAUCAUCGUCAGUCUGAGUCUGAUGGAGCUCGGCCUGGCCAAUGUAGAGGGGCUGUCUGUGCUUCGGUCUUUCCGAUUGGUAAGAUCCCACUUCUGACACCAGUUUCUCCCUAGUCGACCCUGUCAGAGCAGAUUGUGUACCUUCUAGUCGCCACGUUUCUACAGGAAACAUAACUCUACUACCUCCCUUAGCUGAAUAACAGUUGCCCUUUCUUUUACAUACUCCUUGACACAGUGGUAAUAUUCAUCUUCAUCCUUUGUUGAUUGAUGCUAGCUAGAUGUUAAUACCAUAGUCACAACCAGGUACAACAAAAUAAACUCCUCAUUUGAUUCUUCUUGUCAACAGUUGAGGGUGUUCAAACUGGCCAAGUCUUGGCCCACCCUGAACAUGCUGAUCAAGAUCAUCGGUAACUCGGUGGGAGCUCUGGGUAAUUUGACACUGGUCCUAGCCAUCAUCGUGUUCAUCUUCGCCGUGGUGGGCAUGCAGCUGUUUGGCAAGAGCUACAAGGAGUGUGUGUGUAAGAUUGCAGACGACUGCCAGCUGCCGCGCUGGCACAUGCAUGACUUCUUCCACUCAUUCCUCAUCGUGUUCCGGGUGCUGUGUGGGGAGUGGAUCGAGACCAUGUGGGACUGCAUGGAGGUGGCUGGCCAGAGCAUGUGCCUCAUCGUCUUUAUGAUGGUCAUGGUUAUAGGGAACCUGGUGGUAGGUGGCUUUACUGUUGUCAUUAUAUAUCCCAAAAUCCCCAUAUCUAUGGAUGACUCACUGUACUCACUUUUAUAUUUUCUUUCAUUUGCGGUAAGAGAAAAAUGUUGAAUCUUUCGUGGUCAAUUUGUGUUUGACACUGGUGCAGCAAAUAUGUUUUAAGCAUUGCCAUAUUCACGUGAUAUGCAAUUUUCAAUUUGAACUGAAUCUCCAAAUUAACAACUGAACCCAGAUCAGAAUGGACUCCAACUUUUCCUUUCCUCCCUCCGUCUCUGCAGGUCCUGAAUCUGUUCCUGGCUCUGCUGCUCAGCUCCUUCAGCGCAGACAACCUGGCAGCCACGGACGACGACAGCGAGAUGAACAACCUGCAGAUCGCUGUGGGCCGCAUCCAGAGGGGCGUGGCCUGGGUCAAGGUGACCAUCCGUCAGGUCAUCCAGAGCCUGUUUCUCGGGGGCGGAGCCACCAAAGGGGUCAAGGGGGGGUCACUGGAGGAGGACAAGCCCCUGGAUGAGCUCCACAGCUCCAUCAACGGCAAUGGGGGCAACUGCAUCUCAAAUCACACAUCAGUCGAGAUCACUAAAGAUCCGAGUGGGGUCUAUCUGAAGGAGGGGAACGGGCGGCCCGGAGGUGGGUUGGGGGUGGGGCUAGGAGAUAGUACGGAGAAGUACCCAAAGGAGGAGUGCCACUACAUGUCGUUCAUCCACAACCCCAGUCUGACAGUGAGCGUGCCCAUCGCGGUUUGCGAGUCGGACUUUGAGACUGCGAUCACAGAAGACUUCAGCAGCGACUCGGCCUCCGAGGACAUGUCGAUGGGCAGCAAAGAGGUAAGAGAGGAGGUUUGACUAGAGACCCGUGUGCUGCUCUGUUCAGUAGCAAUGUGCACAGUCACAUCACAUCUUCUACUUGUGGUAUCUUUGAGUGGUGUCUGUGUUAGUUUUGAGUGGUGUCUGUGUUUGUUUUGAGUGGUGUCUGUGUUCGUUUUGAGUGAUGUCUGUGCUAGUUUUGAUUGGUGUCUGUGUUCGUUUUGAGUGGUGUCUGUUCGUUUUGAGUGGUGUCUGUAAUAGUUUUCAGUGGUGUCUGUGUUAAUUUUGAGUGGUGUCUGUUCGUUUUGAGUGGUGUCUGUGUUUUGAGUGGUUGUGUUAGUUUUGAGUGGUGUCUGUGUUCGUUUUGAGUGGUGUCUGUGUUCGUUUUGAGUGGCGUCUGUAUUCGUUUGGGCUAAAUAUAGCCCAACUCUAUAGUAUUUGAAUGCUUUUGUUGUAUUUGACCCAGGUCUGCUGUGUUUGAUGUAGAUCUGUGUAAAGAGUCAGUGGUGUAGUGGAAAGGAAAUGCACGUAAUCGGCGUUCACACACCUUUUUAUCUUGCCAGGCAUUUACCAACCUAUCGCAGAAAAAUGCAUAGACAAUAUAAGCAGCGUUACUUUGUUCACCGCGAACGGUGAUCAGUGUUUACACACCUAUUCUUUUUUACCACACCAUCACUGGAUAGAAUCUGAGAACUCCAGACUUUCCAGAGGCAGUUACCAGCUAGAUAUUUUGCUGACUCAUUCAGCCAUUGCAUGAUGUCUUUCUAGCCUAGUCCACUAUCCAGGGAAUUGUAGUGUGCUGUUGUAAAGCGCUAGGCGUCAAAACAAUAACGUAGCAUGAGAGGACAGUACAGUCGCAACAAAUAAUGAGUCAGAAUGGCCUAUGGCCCAAGAAGCAGGUCGUUUCUGUAUGUUCUCAUUAGAUAACUAUAACAGGCUGAUGUGUGUGUGUGUGUGUGUGUGUGUGUGUGUGUGUGUGUGUGUGUGUGUGUGUGUUAUCUGGUUGACUGAGUAUACAGGUGGGCAAAUGGGUCUCCAUUAUUAUAUGCGCUUGUUGAAGAAAUAGUUUAAAGCAGCGUCCUCGCAAAGGGUGAAGCGAAAUGAAGUGUGUUUGUGUAUGUGUGGAUGCUCAUGGAUGUGUGUGGAUGAUCAUUUCUCACACAUUGAAUCCCUUUCAUUAGAAAUCACAACAUCUUUAUGACAUUUUUAAUGGACUUUCAAUUAAUGCCGGAAGACAGAGAAAGGACUUACAAUAUCCCACUCACUGGCCUAUACACACAUACAUUACAUUCUGGAGCAGAUGUUGUAAAUAAGAUGUCGAACAGUGUGUCUGCUUCAAAGACACAAUGUCAUGUUAGGCUAGGAGGGUAAGCUGGCCUUCUGGGCUCUGUUACCACACCCCCAAAUCUCCAGACCAGAGCCAAGUACAGGGAGGGGAGUGGAGCUGAGCCUACCUACUGUAGUGUUGCCAACCUGCCCCUAGCCAACUCUUUCAGUUAUUAGAGAAAGCUAGCCUGAUCUGUUUCUGGUCAUGACUCCCAUUGCUCCAAAUAUGGAUUAGACGUCACUGCUAAUCCCCGAUCCCCCUUAUAAAUAAUAGCUAAUUAGUCUAUUUAUUGGGAACGUGAUCAUCAACCGUGUGUGUGUGUGUGUGGGGGGGGGGGAUUUUGUGCUAUGAACAGUACAAGGUAAAUGUGGUCCUCACAAACUGUUUAAUCCUAUUCUAUAUCAUCCUAGAGCCUUGUCUUCUAAAGUUUAUCUGCAUGGAAGUGUUUCUCUGUGGAUAACCUGUGUCCCUAUGUGCCUUGCAGCUGAUAGAUGAAAACAGACAUAGAGGUUGUACUGUACAGUAUGAGCUGGCUCGUGGCUGUAUCACUUUACCUUGUUUAACCCACCGUUUGUUAUUGCAGCUGUGUUACAGACCCUCACAAGGUUGUCAGUGAGAGAGAGGAGACUUGUAAGACCAUUUUAUUGUACAUAGCACUAACCGUGAAGACUGCCUAUGCCAUUUUACAGAACCAACCAAUAUUUAUCUUGCAUUUUUUUCAAUGGAUUGCCUAUUUUUUCAUUCUCUGGCUGACUACCCCCCCCCAACUGCUUUCCUCGUCAUCAUCUGCUGUGAUCCCUGACUUUAUUUUAUUUUAUCCCCCCUUCAUCUCAUUUCUUUAUUUCUAAUUUCAUCGUCAGGCUUUUUUAUAGUUUCAACACCAUUAUGAAUGAGCUGCACCCACUUUUUUCCAUUGAUAGGCGAAGUCAUGUGACUUUUUAUUGCUUUUGAUUUCCUUGCUUGGUUUGUAUUGAUUUUGGAGGUGAUUGGCAUUGUACACCCCAAGAUUGAGAAAAAAGAACAGAGAAUUGAUGAAGAGAGAAAAGGAGGGGAGGAGGAGACAAAGAUGAAAUCAAUUAAUUUUGCCUGAAGUACUGUAGGUUAAAAUCACGAGGGUUACAUUUUCUCCCUGUACAGAUCUAGUGAAUGUUUUGGAGUCUGAAUAUUAGUCUCUUUGAACCCCUGGUAGAUUAGCAGUUGCAUACUGUCAGCCAUACCAUACUGAACUGAUGCAGCAAUUAUAGCAAACACCCAAGUGAAAUCAAGACACAAAUUACAUAUUGCCUUCCAAAAGCAUGGCAGGAGGGCACCCUCAAUUUAUAUAUAGUCUUCACCCUGAAUUGGAAGAGAGAGAGAGAGAAAAAGAGAGAGAGAGUCUCUCUCUCUCUGAGUCACUGUCUGCAGGUGGGGCGCGGCAGGCAGGCGGGAGAGAGAGAGAGAGAAGGAUGAGAAAAUGUGCGAGACAGAGAGAGAGAUAGCGCCACCCCUCCUUCUGGAACAUUGUGUAUCUCCGGGCGGGAGGGGCGUGGAGUGGGCAGGGUAGCAUGCUUCCCUCAUCACAAGUCCGUAUUAGCUGGGUCCCACAGCAAUCAGACCUGCUGCACUGUCUAGUACUGAUGGCGUGUUACUCCUCUGUCUGCCAGCCAGACGUCCCAAACUCCCUAAAGAUUGCACCAUGUUUUACCAAUGAAAACUGGGAUUCCACCUACGGAGCUAAGCUAAGCUAGGCUAGACCUUCUCACCAUACAGUACACAGAACACUGUAUUGCAUAUACAGUUGAAGUCGGAAGUUUACAUACACUUAGGUUGGAGUCAUUAAAACUCGUUUUUCAACCACUCCACACAUUUCUUGUUAACAAACUAUAGUUUUGGUAAGUCGGUUAGGACAUCUACUUUGUGCAUGACACAAGUCAUUUUUCCAACAAUUGUUUACAGACAGAUUAUUUUACUUAUAAUUCACUGUAUCACAAUUCCAGUGGGUCAGAAGUGUACCUGUGGAUGUAUUUCAAGGCCUACCUUCAAACUCAGUGCCUCUUUGCAUGACAUCUUGGGAAAAUCAAAAGAAAUCAGCCAAGACCUCAGAAAAAGAAUUGUAGAUCUCCACAAGUCUGGUUCAUCCUUGGGAGCAAUUUCCAAAUGCCUGAAGGUACCACGUUCAUCUGUACAAACAAUAGUACGCAAGUAUAAACACCAUGGGACCACACAGCCGUCAUACCGCUCAGGAAGGAGACGCGUUCUGUCUCCUAGAGAUUAACAUACUUUGGUGCGAAAAGUGCAAAUCAAUCCCAGAAGAACAGCAAAGGACCUUGUGAAGAUGCUGGAGGAAACAGGUACAAAAGUAUCUAUAUCCACAGUAAAACGAGUCCUAUGUCGACAUAACCUGAAAGGCCGCUCAGCAAGGAAGAAGCCACUGCUCCAAAACCGCAUAAAAAAGCCAGACUACGGUUUGCAACUGCACAUGGGGACAAAUAUUGUACUUUUUGGAGAAAUGUCCUCUGGUCUGAUGAAACAAAAAUAGAACUGUUUGGCCAAAAUGACCAUUGUUAUGUUUGGAGGAAAAAGGGGGUUGCUUGCAAGCCGAAGAACACCAUCCCAACCGUGAAGCACGGGGGUGGCAGCAUCAUGCUGUGGGGGUGCUUUGCUGCAGGAGGGACUGGUGCACUUCACAAAAUAGAUGUCAUCAUGAGGAAGGAAAUGUAUGUGGAUAUAUUGAAGCAACAUCUCAAGACAUCAGUCAGGAAGUUAAAGCUUGGUCGCAAAUGGGUCUUCCAAAUGGACAAUGACCCCAAGCAUACUUCCAAAGUUGUGGCAAAAUGGCUUAAGGACAACAAAGUCAAGGUAUUGGAGUGGCCAUCACAAAGCCCUGACCUCAAUCCUAUAGAGAACAUUUGUGGGCAGAACUGAAAAAGCGUGUGCGAGCAAGGAGGCCUACAAACCUUACUCAAUUACACAAGGUCUGUCAGGAGGAAUGGGCCAAAAUUCACCCAACUUAUUGUGGGAAAAUUGUGGAAGGCUACCAGAAACGUUUGACCCAAGUUAAACAAUUUAAAUGCAAUGCUACCAAAUACUAAUUGAGUGUAUGUAAACUUCUGACCCACUGGGAAUGUGAUGAAAGAAAUAAAAGCUGAAAUAAAUCAUUCUGUCUACUAUUAUUCUGACAUUUCACAUUCUUAAAAUAAAGUGGUGAUCCUAACUGACCUAAGACAGGGAAUUUUUACUAGGAUUAAAUGUCAGGAAUUGUGAAAAACUGAGUUUAAAUGUAGUUGGCUAAGGUGUAUGUAAACUUCCGACUUCAACUGUAUAUAUUUCAAAAAAAUCUCUAGAACUGUACUAUGGAUUACUUGCAUGGAUUGCAGGGCUCUAAUGUCAAAGUGUGCAUUAUCAUCCAAUGCUUAUCCUGCCAAUAGUAAAGAAUAAGGACAGUACUAAUAUUUGAUUUGAUUUAUUCAGCCCUCCGACAUUAUUUCCUCUUAGAGGGACAUUUCCUCUUUGUCUCCAGUGGUAGGAAAGUCACGUUAGAACACCCCAUUUAGCUGUAUCUCCCAUGUAUGUUUUCUGGGUAGCAUGGUCAUACUACAUCUAUUGUUAUAUUAGUAUGAAUUUCAUUAUUAUUAUUAUUAUUCGAUAGCUCCAGACCUCAUGCUGUCUUGUAAACAGUGCACAGUACUGGUUUUUGCUGGUUAGCUAAUGUGGUAAUACCCAUUUAUUUACCGAAACAGAGACCGAAGCUUGUGAACACUGCUUUUUUUAAGGAUUGGAAAAAAUGUUUUUUCAUGUCAAUGUGGAAAAUGUUCAGUAUUUCGGGGGAAGGAGGGAAGAGGGGGGAAUUUAUUCGUUAUUGUCUUUUGAUCGAUGAGGCUAUCAGCCAAUCAAAUGAUAAAUCCUGGGUAAUUUUUCAGUGGACAUGAAAAUGCGUCAGCCCACGUUCUCUUGCUUGUUUUCCGAUUUCAGGAUUGGAAAUGCACUGGAAUACUGCAUGCCCCCUUCGACUGUCUGAGCCGGAAUCAAACAUACCCACAGUGCAUUGUAACACCAACCUCUCCCUGUAGCAUGUAUUGUUGCUACCUGGAGCUGUAUAAUACAGUGUGAUUGGAUCUCCCCUGAUCAAAUUGAUCUCCAAGCCUGUCGGUACCUUUGAUCGACGCUGCAUGUAAAGGUGAUGAUGAUAGUGAUGAUUAUAAUGAUGAAACGAGUACAACUCUGAGUUUAUAUUCAAGCCAAAGUCAUGUCUCCAGUCCAGACCAAAGUAUCUGGUGAGACUACUGUACUGUUACAGUCCAUGACAAUGGAGAAUGAACCAUUACAAGAAUCUCAAGAAUCAUGAAAGUGGCUCAGAAGGUUGUCUCCUGUAUGGAGGGAGGUGGUGAGAAGAGCUGGGGCUGUGUUACUGUAGGCAUUGGCUGGUUAAACGUACUGGUUCUCCCCCCCCCCCCCCCCCCCCCCCCCUCCCUUACAGAAGCUACCUAUAGAGCCCCAGCACCUUACCUCUUCGGAGGGCAGCUCGGUGGAUAUCGGGCCCCCGGGGGAUGGAGCCGAGUCAGUGGAGCUGGAGGACGAGGAGUCAGAGGACCCAGAGAACUGCUUCACUGAUGGUGAGGGAGGGAGAGGAAGAGAGGGGGGAGAAGGAGGGAAGGAGGAGGGAAGGGGGAGAGGAGGGAGGAGGAAGGGAAGGGGAGAGAGGAAGGGAGGAGGGAGGAGAGAGGGUGGGGCUGAGAGAGGAGGAGGAGGGAGGGGGAGAGGGGUGGGAGAGAGAGGAAGGGAGGGAGGGGGAGGAGGAGCUGGGAGAGAGGAGGGAGAGAGAGGGGAGUGGAGAGAGAGGAAGGGGGAGAGGAGAGAGGGGGGGGGGGAGGAGGAGGGAGGGAGGGAGGGGGCUGGGAGAGAGGAAGGGAGGGAGGGGAGAGGGCUGGGAGAGAGAGGAAGGGAGGAGGGGAGAGGAGCUGGGAGAGAGAAGGAGGGGGAGGGGAGAGAGGGGGAGGAGAGAGAAGGGAGGGAGGGGGGAAGGAGGAGAGGAGGAAGGAGGAGGGAAGGGGGGAGGGGGAGAGGGGCUGGGAGAGAGGAAGGGAGGGAGAGGGAGGAAAGGAGUGGGAGAAGGAGAGUAAGGCCCAGAGAGACUGACAAAGACAAAAGUGUUAUCUUUGACAUACUUUGUCCUUUCACAUUAGAAGUGGUCUAGAGGGAAUUCCGAGCUCUGAUAGGGGGAAAAACUGUUUGAAAAAUGUGAGGACAAGUUUCUUUCAGUCAAUGUUAUUUCAAAUGACAAGGCAUUAUUUUCUACUCUCUCUCUCUCUCUCUCUCUCUCUCUCUCUCUCUCUCUCUCUCUCUCUCUGUCUCUCCCUCUCUGUCUCUGUCUCUGUCUCUGUCUCUGUCUCUGUCUCUGUCUCUGUCUCUGUCUCUGUCUCUGUCUCUCUCUGUCUCUCCCAGGCUGUGUGCUCAGGUUCCAGUGUUGCCAGGUGAACGUAGAGGAGGGCAAGUGGAAGAUGUGGUGGACCUUGAGGAAGACGUGUUUCAUCAUUGUGGAACACAACUGGUUCGAGACCUUAAUCAUUUUCAUGAUCCUGCUCAGCAGUGGAGCUCUGGUGAGUGGCUGCUGCUCACCUGGUCUGUGUAAUGUUGUACCGCCCCUUUAAGAACGUAAAUGUCAAAUAAUUACAUUCUGCUUACUUUGAUGUAGAGUGAAGAUGAGCUUUAUGGCUUCUUGGUUAGCCUGACACUUCUGCUUUGAAGUGAAAACUGAAACGUUUAUUGGUCAGCGUGUACUCAUCAGUAGAGUCGAGUCUGGACAGGGAAAACUCUGAUCCAUAUGCAUAACUAGGGCCCAGAGUAUUUCCUGGUCAGGUCUUGUGGUCAGAAUAAACUCAGAGCCCUACGUUUCACCAAAUAACCACCAACCUAUGUGACUCAAAACACUUGACAAACAUGUAUGAAAAUGUAUGCACUCACUAAACUGUAAGUCGCUCUGGAUAAGAGCGUCUGCUAAAAUGACUAAAAUGUAAAAAAUGCUUGACUCCUUGUUUGUGUCUCCAUGUAGGCGUUUGAAGACAUUUACAUAGAGCAGAGGAAGACCAUUAAGAUUGUGCUGGAGUACGCAGACAAAGUCUUCACCUAUAUCUUCAUCCUGGAGAUGCUGCUGAAAUGGGUGGCCUACGGAUUCAAGAAGUACUUCACCAACGCCUGGUGCUGGCUGGACUUCCUCAUUGUUGAUGUAUGCAUUUGCUGGAGUUGUAUGUGAACUCCGUACACACGCGAUGACCUUGAACACGCUUUGUCAGCAGAUGAAAUCAAAAAGUAUUAGAUAGCAAUUUAAAGUGACAUUUUUUACAGAUUGUGUUUUGGUUUGUGUAAACACAAGAUUCUCCUUGUGCGAAUGUUUCUCCUGACAUUGUUAUUCCUCUCCUCUUGUCUCUUCUAUGUUUUCUCUCUCUCUGUCUACUUGUCCUUCUCUCUCUAUUCUCUCUCUCCUAUUCUCUCUCUCUCUCUCUCUCUCUGUCUCGGUCUCUCUCUCUUCCUCUCUCUCUAUUCUCUGGUCUCUCUCUCUCUCUCUCUCUCUAUCUCUCCUCUGGUCUCUCUCUCUCGCUCUCUCUCUCUGUCUCUCGAUCUCUGUUUUCUUCUCUCCUUCUCCUCUCUCUCUCUCUCCUUCUCUUCAUCUCACUCUCUCUCUCUCUCUCUCUCUCUCUCUCUCUCUCUCUCUCAGGUAUCUCUGGUGAGCUUGGUAGCCAAUGCGUUAGGCUACUCUGAGCUGAGUGCCAUCAAGUCCCUACGAACACUGCGGGCCUUAAGACCCCUGAGGGCCUUGUCACGGUUCGAGGGCAUGAGGGUAAGGGUUACUGGAGAACAUGUUUCAUGCUGAACUGCAAUCAGAAAGAGCCUCUCAAGCAGCUUUUAUUAUAUUUUUUAGAUAGAAAGUCCACUGCAAUUGAGUCUCUUGAAAAUAACUAAAUGUCAUAACUAAGUGCCUUGUUACAUUUUACAUCUUGUAGCAUUCUUAGCCGCAGUCCUUUUUAAAUGGCGUAGGCUUCUAGAAGGAAGAAAAUAGGAACCAGUGAUGUAUUUUAUAUGGAUGCAUGCCUGUGUAUAGAGCUAGAUUUCUAGAUAUGUCUCUCCUUGUGUGUAUCUGCAUGACUUUCUCCACAUUCUGUCGAUAGAUUCUAUAUCGAUGUUCUCUGACAUUGCUCUGCCUCGAUGUUGCUUGUGUGGGGCCUUUUGAUGUAUAAUUAUUUUCUUUGUGUGUCUUUUCAUUUACAGUAAACAAUGUUGUGACUUCAUCCUGACUCUUCUAAGGUUUUUUCUGUUUUGCUUUUUACCUUUUGAGUGGUUAAAUGUGCUCUAUCGCAACUCCUUUGAAAGAGCGUUUCUACCCUUUCACUUUCCUCAAAUAGUUAACUGUCAAACUCUUGUUAAACCUCUGUGGUAGUGCCAGUAACAUGCUUUGUACUGAAAAUAACACAGUGAAAAUACUGUACACAUAUUCUCAUGUGUUCCUAAACCUAACACAAUAUCCCUAUAUUACCAGCGCCAUUAACCCUCCCUAUACAUAUAUUAUUACAUGUAUUAUUAUCUAUGGUAACCAGGUUUCUUGGAUGAGACUAGAAAUACAUGUUUUCUUGAGCAACAAGAGUGUACAUUUCAGCUUCAACUUUAUCUCACUCAACACUCUCACAUCUCAAGAAAAUGACUUUCUAGUCCUAUUGAUCGAGCGCUCUAACCGUGUCAUCUUUGAUUGACACAGGUGGUGGUGAAUGCCCUCCUGGGUGCCAUUCCGUCCAUCAUGAACGUGCUGCUGGUGUGCCUCAUCUUCUGGCUCAUCUUCAGCAUCAUGGGCGUCAAUCUGUUCGCAGGGAAGUACUAUUACUGCGUCAACACCACCAACGACGAGACCUUUCCCAUCGAGGUCGUCAACAACAAGAGCGACUGUCUGGCCCUGGCCAAUGACAGCGCCCGAUGGAAGAAUGUCAAGAUCAACUUUGAUAAUGUUGGGGCCGGGUACUUGGCCUUGUUGCAAGUGGUGAGUGGGAUAGGCAUGAGGGCAGGGUCGGUUGUCUGUUGGCGUUUUACAUUGUUCAGGAAGAUUAUGCUUGAAAUCUGGUUUAAAAGUGUUAUAUAGUUAUAUAAAACAUUAAUAUAAUGUUAAUUAUAAUGUUAAUUUACACUGAGUGAACAAAACAUUAGGAAAACCUGCUCUUUUCAUGACAUAGACUGACCAGGUGAAUCCAGGUGAAAGCUAUGAUCCCCUACACUACAAUCAGAAGGGGAGGAGACAGGUUUGAUUGAGACAUGGAUUGUGUAUGUGUGCCAUUCAGAGGGUGAAUGGGCAAGACAAAUUAUGGUGGAAAAUAAGUAUUUGGUCAAUAACAAAAGUUUCUCAAUACUUUGUUAUAUACCCUUUGUUGGCAAUGACACAGGUCAAACGUUUUCUGUAAGUCUUCACAAGGUUUUCACACUCUGUUGCUGGUAUUUUGGCCCAUUCCUCCAUGCAGAUCUCCUCUAGAGCAGUGAUGUUUUGGGGCUGUCGCUGGGCAACACAGACUUUCAACUCCCUCCAAAGAUUUUCUAUGGGGUUGAGAUCUGGAGACUGGCUAGGCCACUCCAGGACCUUGAAAUGCUUCUUACGAAGCCACUCCUUCGUUGCCCGGGAGGUGUGUUUGGGAUCAUUGUCAUGCUAAAAGACCCAGCCACGUUUCAUCUUCAAUGCCCUUGCUGAUGGAAGGAGGUUUUCACUCAAAAUCUCACGAUACAUGGCCCCAUUCAUUCUUUCCUUUACACGGAUCAGUCGUCCUGGUCCCUUUGCAGAAAAACAGCCCCAAAGCAUGAAGUUUCCACCCCCAUGCUUCACAGUAGGUAUGGUGUUCUUUGGAUGCAACUCAGCAUUCUUUGUCCUCCAAACACGAUGAGUUGAGUUUUUACCGAAAAGUUCUAUUUUGGUUUCAUCUGACCAUAUGACAUUCUCCCAAACUUCAGACGGGCCUGGACAUGUACUGGCUUAAGCAGGGGGACACGUCUGGCAAUGCAGGAUUUGAGUCCCUGGCGGAGUAGUGUGUUACUGAUGGUAGGCUUUGUUACUUUGGUCCCAGCUCUCUGCAGGUCAUUCACUAGGUCCCCCCGUGUGGUUCUGGGAUUUUUGCUCACCGUUCUUGUGAUCAUUUUGACCCCACAGGGUGAGAUCUUGCAUGGAGCCCCAGAUCGAGGGAGAUUAUCAGUGGUCUUGUAUGUCUUCCAUUUCCUAAUAAUUGCUCCCACAGUUGAUUUCUUCAAACCAAGCUGCUUACCUAUUGCAGAUUCAGUCUUCCCAGCCUGGUGCAGGUCUACAAUUUUGUAGAUUUAAGUGCCUUUGAAUGGGGUGUGGUAGUAGAUGCCAGGCGCACCGGUUUGAGUGUGUCAAGAACUGCAACGCUGCUGGGUUUUUCACCCUCAACAGUUUCCCGUGUGUAUCAAGAAUUGUCUACCUCCCGAAGGACAUCCAGCCAACUUGACACAACUGUGGGAAGCAUUGGAGUCAACAUGGGCCAGCAUCCCUGUGGAACGCUUUUGACACCUUGUAGAGUCCACGCCCUGACAAAUUGAGGCUGUUCUGAGGGCAAAAGGGGGUACAACUCAAUAUUUGGAGGGUGUCCUAAUGUUUUGUACACUCAGUGUAUAUUCAGUAUGCGUGGCGGUGUUGUUUUUUACCUUUUAUGCCACAUUUAUGCUUUCAAAUCAGUGUAGAGCAUUUUUUUGUUCGAGACAUAGCUUAGCACCUUUCACAGAGUAUUGUGACUGUUCAUUUAAUAUUUUCUACCUGCUACCAAAAUAGCUCUGCUUAACCAAAAGUAGUGGAGCGGAGCCUGACUGCAAGGCUGCAGCAAGGGAACAGGGAAGUCAGAUGUAAGUAAUCACUUGAGAGUGACCCCUCAGAGAGUAACUCAUUCUGUUCUCUGUUCUCUGCUUCUAGGCAACGUUUAAAGGUUGGAUGGACAUCAUGUACGCAGCUGUGGACUCUCGUAAUGUAAGUGUUUCUUUGGGGCUCUGGUCAUGGAGAAUGGUUGACAGUUUAAAGUCAGGUUGACUCUUGUAUCUAAGGUUUUGAGUUUACAUUUUUUAUUGGAAUAUUGGUGUUUUUAUGGCUUUCGUCAUUUUUUAAAAUAUAUAUUCCCUUAGGAAUGUCCCGUAAAUAAGGGUUUGACUUGAAUAUGGUUGAAUAUGUGCAAUGAUUAGACAUUUUGAUGUAUACCUUUCUUUUUUGUGUUUCAGGUGGAAUAUCAGCCCCAAUAUGAAGAGAACCUCUACAUGUAUCUCUACUUCGUCAUCUUCAUCAUAUUUGGGUCCUUCUUCACUCUUAACCUCUUCAUUGGUGUCAUCAUUGACAACUUCAACCAACAGAAGAAAAAGAUACGUAUUCAGUAGUGACCAGGUGUUCGUAUACACUGCGAUAUUGAUAGCUCAGUGUUUAUCAAACCUGCUGCUAGCUGAGAGAUUAUUCUGAAUACAGCAGGCAUAUGAGUCACCCCCGCCACACACACACACACACACACACACACACACACACACACACACACACACACACACACACACACACACACACACACACACACACACACACACACAUUCACCUUCCAGUUGUAAAUAGUGCUAACACAGUGAAUGCAGUCUCCAUGAUACAGAUACAGAGACCGAGGAGACAAGAGAAAGAUAAAAAGAUAAAGAAAGAUCUAGGAGAAAGAGAAGAGCAUAAAAAAGUGAGAGAUAUAGAGAGGGAUGAGAAAGAGAGUGAGAGAUCUGAAAAGCGUGCCUUGUCCUGAGCUAACAGUGACUGAAAGAAACUUGAGAGAGAGACAGAGAGACAGACAGAGAGACAGAGACAGACAGAGAGACAGAGAGACAGAGAGACAGACAGACAGACAGACAGACAGACAGACAGACAGACAGACAGAUGCUCUGGGUGUACGUGUGUUAGGUUUUUACCAGGUUUUGUGUUGUUCCCUUUACUUUGGAGGUCAGGACAUCUUCAUGACAGAGGAACAGAAGAAGUACUACAAUGCCAUGAAGAAGCUCGGCUCCAAGAAACCCCAGAAGCCUAUUCCCAGGCCAAAGGUUUGACGCUGAUAUUGACACCUAUUGAUAUUACAAUAAGCAUUCAACCAAGCAGUAGCUCAAUAUUUAAGAAUGUGUGUACUGUAAAAAUUCUAAUUGUCACAGUAUAUUUCAUGAUUUCUAUCGCUCUCUACCUCUCUCUCUCUGUUUUUCUCUCUCCCGUCAUCUAUCUUUCCAUUCUAGAAUGCAUUCCAAGGCUGUGUGUUUGACUUCGUAACGAAGCAGGCUUUUGACAUUGUCAUCAUGAUCCUCAUCUGCCUCAACAUGGUCACUAUGAUGGUGGAAGAGGACGAACAGACACCAGAGAGGGAAAAGAUCCUCCACUGGAUCAACUUUGUCUUUAUAGUGCUCUUCACUGGGGAGUGUACGCUCAAAAUGAUAUCCCUCCGCCAUUACUACUUCACCAUUGGCUGGAAUGUGUUUGACUUUGUCGUUGUCAUCCUUUCAAUCGUAGGUAAGAACCCUGACUCUUCAUAGUCGUUUGAAUCUAAAUGUAGCAUUCAGAAUGAAAUGUUUGGAGUUGUAACUGAGAAAAUGUAUGUGUUGAAUUGGUUUUUGUCUCUGUCCUUACAGGUAUGUUUUUAUCAGAAUUGAUUGAGAAGUACUUUGUUUCCCCAACGUUAUUCCGAGUCAUCCGACUUGCCCGAAUUGGCCGCAUCCUCCGUCUCAUCAAGGGCGCCAAGGGCAUCCGGACACUUCUGUUCGCCUUGAUGAUGUCACUUCCUGCCCUGUUUAACAUUGGCCUCCUGCUCUUCCUGGUCAUGUUCAUCUACGCCAUCUUCGGCAUGUCCAACUUUGCCUACGUCAAGCACGAGGCGGGAAUCGACGACAUGUUCAACUUCGAGACGUUCGGCAACAGCAUGCUCUGCCUGUUCCAGAUCACCACGUCGGCGGGCUGGGACGGCCUCCUGGCGCCCAUCCUCAACAAGAAGGAGCCCGACUGUGACAGCCAGAUGGAGCACCCGGGCACCUUGUACCGGGGCAACUGCGGCAACCCGCCAGUGGCCAUGUUCUUCUUCGUCAGCUACAUCAUCAUCUGUUUCCUCAUCGUGGUCAACAUGUACAUCGCCGUCAUCCUGGAGAACUUCAGCGUGGCCACCGAGGAGUCGGCCGAGCCGCUGAGCGAGGACGACUUUGAGAUGUUCUACGAGGUGUGGGAGCGCUUUGACCCGGACGCCACGCAGUUCAUUGAGUACGACAAGCUGUCGGACUUUGCAGACGCGUUGGACCCGCCGCUGCGAAUGGCCAAGCCCAACCACAUCCAGCUGAUCAAAAUGGAUCUGCCCAUGGUCAGCGGGGAGCGCAUCCACUGCCUUGACAUCCUGUUUGCCUUCACCAAGCGUGUCCUGGGAGAGGGUGAAGGCUUGGACCUACUCCGGGGCCAGAUGGAGGACCGCUUCAUGGCCUCCAACCCCUCCAAAGUCUCCUACGAACCCAUCACCAGUACCCUGCGGCGCAAGCAGGAGGACAUGUCUGCCAUGGUGAUCCAGAGGUCCUUCAGGCGCUACCUGGCCCGACAUGCCCUGAAGAAAGCAGCAGAGCUCUACAAGGAGCAACCUAGAGGCGGUGUGGUGUGCGAGCUGGAGGAGAAGGAGGUGCUGGUGAUAGGGCAGUUCGCGGACAACUCCACCUCCACAGAGAAAACGAAUAUGACGCCCUCCACCGCCUCACUGCCUUCGUACAACAGUGCCACAAAGACGGAAAAGGACAAAUAUGAGAAAUAA